Molecule: messenger RNA, 1044 nt
Organism: Symbiodinium sp. CCMP2456
Lineage: Eukaryota; Dinophyceae; Suessiales; Symbiodiniaceae
Source: the annotation of a GenBank genome assembly
AUGGGCAAGAGCGGACGACCAUGGCGCGCACCCGCCAAAGAGCAAUCCAAACGGUGGGACUACUGGCGUGGGUCCUGGGGCUCGCCCAGGUCAGCUCAACAGAACCAGGCUUGGGAGGACCAGUCCUGCCCGAGCUUCCCCGCCUACGAUGCGGUGCCAGCCAAGCCGAAGGAGUUGGUGGUGGUGCAGGAGCGACGCUUGGGACCUUCCCAGGCCAAAGAAGCACCGUCCCUCGUGCAAGCUGCGCAGAACGCCGUGAACCAUGCCCGCCGCCUGGACACCAAACUGGCCCGGUUGCAAAAGGAGCUUCAGGCAAAGCAUGGUUGUUGGGACCGAUACAUGGCCUCAUUGAAGGCGAGCCUGCGACAAGAGAAGCAGAGGCAUGUCCAGGCCUGCCAGAAGCUGCAAGAGGAGAUUGCCGAAGUCACUGCCCUACAGGAAGCUGCACACCAGCAGCUAAUGGGCGGUAUCCCAACGGGGGGUACAAUGCAGAUGGAUGUGGACCUCAGCGAGGANNCAAACCACGAGCGGCCAAGCUAUGAUGGCGGACAUAGGGCGGCUCCUGGGAGUCGCACAGCAAGCCGGGCGCUCCCUAGCAAGACAGGGAAUUGCGCCACACGAGGGUGCGCCGGCGCCGAGGACGCCUACGCACCGGCCCAGACAGGUGGCUCCCAUGACACCACCGCCUACAAGCCCGGCGCCAGUGGCAAUCGAUCCUUACAUUACGUCCCCAUCGGCUACGUCUAUGGGUGCCCCGGAGAAGGUUGGCGGAACGCCCACCUUUGGCAGAACAUCAAGGAAGCCGCCAAGGCUUCCCCUUCACCGACGGGUGCCGCAUCUGGCAGGACGAUUGCGGACAAGCUGGACGAGAGACGUGCGCAGCUUUCAGCAGUGGCUGUCGAGGGCGCUGCGGCCCCGGAGACCGGCCCGAUGAUACCCACACAUUCCGGGCCAGUCCACGCAAAGUUUGUGGAGGACGAUCCCGACGAGGACUUCGAGGAGUCUUUGUUUGGCUCCGAUGGCGAGCUGAGGACCAUGGAAUAG